This is a messenger RNA of Oreochromis aureus, 2096 nucleotides long. It is a transcript of the gene rab6bb, whose product is annotated as RAB6B, member RAS oncogene family b. Gene Ontology annotation, molecular function: GTPase activity; GTP binding. Bases 133 to 828 code for a protein of 231 amino acids. The record is from RefSeq and is a predicted model, not a curated record. Lineage: Eukaryota; Metazoa; Chordata; Actinopteri; Cichliformes; Cichlidae. The transcript has 5 exons.
CAUUUCUAAAUACAUGCGCAGAUGACUUGAGGUUUUAAGUAGGAAACAGCCCAAUUUCUUCUCUGCUUUGACUAAUCCUUGAUUUGAUUUGCUUAAUUAUUCCCUUCCGUCACACACUAAUGUGAUUAUGUUAUGGUUAUUUCUGGUAGUAACAGCUUUGGUGAGCUGACUUUUCUGGCCCUAAUAACUCAGAGCCUUACCCAUGGAUCAUCUGCUUUAGCCAGUAUUAAUACUUUUUCUUUGUCAGGAUAUUAUUGUGCUCUGCCAGCCUGCACAGGAGCUGAUACUGGCUUAUCCUCCUGGAAGUGUACUUAUAGGCUGUGUGUGGUGUGGCAGUUUAUGCUGAAGGCGUGUGUGUGUGUCUGUGUGUGUGCACACAUGCAGGUAAGGCUGCAGCUGUGGGACACAGCUGGACAAGAGCGUUUCAGGAGCCUCAUUCCGAGCUACAUACGAGACUCGACGGUGGCUGUGGUUGUCUAUGACAUUACAAAUGUAAAUUCAUUCCAGCAGACCUGCAAAUGGAUUGACGAUGUCAGGACAGAGAGAGGAAGUGAUGUCAUCAUCAUGCUAGUAGGCAACAAGACAGACCUGGAAGAGAAAAGGCAAAUCACGAUCGAGGAAGGAGAGCAGAGAGCCAAAGAACUGAACGUCAUGUUCAUCGAGACCAGUGCCAAGACAGGCUGCAAUGUCAAACAGCUGUUUCGUCGAGUUGCAGCAGCCCUACCUGGAAUGGAAAGCCUGGACGAUGCAAAUCCUGAAGGCAUGAUUGACAUCAAGCUGGACAAACCAGCGGAACCAGCUGUGCCCGAGGGCGGGUGCUCAUGUUAAUGCAGAGCUGCACUUGGACAGCUCCCUUCACACCAUAGGCUUGUUGUGUUGCUUACUACUGGUUAGCUUCCAGUUGACUUCUCCAAUUGGAUAUAGGAUGUGGGCCUUGUAUCUGAUUGGACAAAUCAAAUGUUAUCUUUCAGUCUUGUUCAGUUGUAAAAUAUUGUAUACUUUGUCAAUAUGUAAGUGACUGGAGGAGAAAAGGGAAGAAAACAAUUGUUGCAAUGAAAAUGAACACACACACACUGAAAAAAAAACAGUUUGGAGAAAAAUGAGGAAACCAAUGGAGUUCUUUUCGCUGUUAUGUUUUGUAUUUUUUAUAUAUAAAAAGGGAAAGCACCAAAAAUGAUGCCUAAACACAGAAGGAGAAAUAGCAGGAGGGUCGGCCAUUUUUCUAAAUAGCUGAACAUGUCUGAAUGUCUGCAGCACGCAUGCACGCUGAUCUGAUCUUUGACCUUUGGCCUGCCCUCCAGGGUCUCUGUACUCUGGAAGGAGGCUGACUAUCUUAGAAUGUUUUAUAGCAUCUCUCUAUAGCAUCUCAUGACAAGACGUAUCUCAUUUGAUAUUCCCACAACUUCCAGUAGGAUCACCUAACAGUAGCUGUGAAAAUGUGGCACUCUAUCUCUCUAUGGGUUUAACUUUUAUAGAACAAACUGUACUGUGGUUAAAAAAGAAGUAAUAAAGAGACAACUUACUAUCACAACUCCCUAACCCUCCUAAAAGUCCUCUCCUCUUCCUUCUCUCCUCCCGCUAUCCUUCUGUCCUUCCAGUCUCCCCAUCCCUCCAUCCCGGUAAUACACAUAUAACAAUCCACUGUAAUGCACCGCACUGUAUAUAAUAAUGUAAUAUGUAUGUUGUGAACGUCCCUCUGUAGAAGUGGUCCUUGUUCACCAGUAUGAAUAAUGUAAUAAUGUUUAAUGAUUAAUAAAUUACAGAUUAAAGGGCUUCACUCUCCUAACCAUCAACAUUUACCUGGUAGCAAAAUUAUCUACUCUUCUACUUUAUUUACUUUCUGUUUUUUCUGAGAAAAUGUGAGAUAUGGCAAGUUGUUGAGAGUUUCCACAAGCAGGUUUAAACCACUACACUAGUUACAUUAAAUAGAAAAUGACAGAAUAUAUUUAAAGUGAUUAAUAACUAGCAAUUGAAUAAAAUACGCAGCUUCAUUUACACAGCACUUAUUUUUCUUGGGAACAAAUGGGUUACUAACGGCUAAGAUACGCUAAGACACUGAUAGCAUCUAAGCUAAAGCUAUGAACACAAUCUGACCU